CCUCACCGGUGUGUGGUUACUAAUAGCAUAUAUCCCGUACAGACCCUCGUGAGUCCUCGAUCCAUCUUUGAUUCGUUCGAGAUGUGAUCAUUGUGAGCUAACUCGUGUAUUUGGGAUAGCAUACAUCCCUCCCGCAACACCUCAAUCAUCCCAACAACAAGAGUUUGUCAAGAUGUCCAUGAUACCCGUCCCCGUCCGCGAGUUGAUGAACAACUGGUUCACUCGCACAAACGACACAUCCAAUUACCCCGGCUUCUCCUCCUCCUCCUCCUCCAACCUUCCUCCCGACACCAUCCUCGGCGGUAAAGCCCCGCCCAAGAAAUGGCACAUUCCGGAGGACGUCAUCUGGAAUGCCACCCCCGGUCCACAUGCGUUCUUGGUGAGGGGUGAAGGGAUAAAGAAGGAUCUCUAUCCGUUUCGGGCUGUGGAUGAUGAUCCCACCUACUCAGGUGAUCCGGAUCUCAGGGUGUGGAGGUUGGUGUUUGAAUCCAAUCGCAUCCACAUGCAAGACGCCAAAGACAAAUUAUCGGAUUGCAGGAGGUUGGAGAGGUGUAAGCCCUUGAUACCGACGCCUUUGAAAUUGAGAAAGGGGAAUCCGGCUAUGGAGAGUGUUUUUGAGAUUGGAGAGUUGUGGAGUAUGAUCACGGGGGAUUUGACGAAGAAGGAGAAGAAGCAAUUGAGUUUGAUUUCCAGGUACUUCUAUGAGAAGUUUGCGGUGGAUGUUUGGGCGACGGUAUCGGCACAGCGGAUUCAGAAGAUGACACCGGGCUGCGUGGAGCGCAUUGGUCCCUUCGUGCGCGAACUCAGAUGGGAAGAGAGUGGACUCAACAUCACCCCGAAACCCGAUGCUCUCUUCGAAAUUGGACCACAAAGGCGCAAGAUGGCAUUCCCGAAUUUGGAGACGGUUAUCGGGAUCAAAUUCCGUCACGUCCAUGUCCGCGCAUUCCAGCAAUGCUUUUUCGUCGAUUCGCUACAAGAGUUGGAUUUGAACAUGCCCACGGUCGACCACCUCUUCCUCCGCUCCGUCGCCCAAAAACGAAACCUCCGGGUCCUGAAACUCGCUCAGGCACGUAUGAUGCCCGAAUCAAACCACCAGAUGAACGGAGAAACGUUCGAGAUGUCCAUGCUCGCCGUGCUUGGCGCGAAUCAAGCGACGUUGGCGACAUUUUGGACGGAUGGGUGUUCGGGGCAGGAUAGGUUGGUCAGUCCGCGCGUGCUAAGUUAUAUCUUGUUUGAUCCCGAAUGCCGGAUUCGCGAUUUCAAGUAUAUCGACCACAAAACCGCUGAUUCGAAACCAUUCAAAAUCCGUCCCAUCACGCGUCGUUGGAUCCGUGACGCUGUCGCUGCCGGGGCUGAAUGCCGUAUCCAUCGUCUCGCUCUCAAAAUUAAGGCGGAGGCAUUGGGAAUGUUGGUGGGCGCGUGUAGGAAUUUGGUAGAGUUGGAGAUUAAUUUGGGGGAUGCGGAGAGUGGGAAUGAGUGGAAGACGCGAAAGGGGGUCCAAGCUAGGAUGAAGCAGAAGAAGGCGAGGCAGAGGGCGGAGAGGGAGGCGAGGGCGAAUGGACUUUCUGAAGCUGAGGUGACGGCGGCGGUUGCGGCGGCGGGGGCGCCGUGGGAUGAGUUAGGGAAGGAGAUGGAGAGUGGGGACGAGGAUGGGAGUAUGACUGUGAAGGCGGAGGGGCAGAUUAUGGAGGGGAUGGUUGGGGUUGCGCAGGUCGUUCCUGGACCGCCUGGGUCUGCGGCGGCGGAGAGGAAGGUGAAGAAGGAGGAGGCUGCCGUGGGACCUCGUGAGCCGGAUGAGCAAGGUUCUGCGAUCCUGGCUAUUGAAGCCUUGUCGGCGCAGAAGAAGUUGAGGUUGGAGAGUUUGGAGAUCAGCCACUUUACCGACGCACUUUCUGGAACUACGAUUCAGAAACUUGCGGAUGCGUUUGGUGGGACAUUGAAGAGGUUCCACAUCAAGAAUGUUGGACUCAGGAACCGUGGUGUUGAUAUCAAUGUCAACAAAGUUACCUGGACGGUUGAGGAUAUGGAGAAUUUCUGCCGUGCGUGUCCCGAGUUGAGGGAGUUUGGUAUCGCUGAGCAUGGACCUGAGCCUGGGUGUCUCGCUGGUCAUAUCCUUGCUGCUGGACGCUACUGCCGUAAGUUGGAGUUCUUGAGGUUGAAGAUGAAGAGGAAGAUCGAGUUGUGGGGACAAACCGAGACAGAAAAUUACACAGACUGGAACCCACUCAAGUUCCACUCAACUCGCGUCCCCGAAAUCGAACGCCGCUACCUCUUCCCUUGUCUCAAGGCAAUCGAUUGGGGUAUAUCCGACGGUAACUACGAACAUUCUCGUCCGCUUACGGAGAGGGAGUUUUAUAUGCGUGAGUGUCCGUUGUUGACGAAGCCGUUUCAUUCGGUGCAGACGGUGCAGAAUCAUGAGAAGCAGAGGGGCAUGGUUGAGGGGACUUAUUGGAGGGAAUUGUUGAGGAAGGAGGAGGAGAGGGAGGAGGCCGAGGCGGCCGAGGCGGCGCAGGCGGCGCAUAUGGCGCAGUAGGCGGCUGCGCAGACGGGGGUUCCAGUACCAGUUGUAGGUGAAGACAUCUUCGGUUUGGGGGAGGAGGGAGGUAAUAAUGGUAACUUUGUGCGAGUGUGAAAGAAGACGGUGUUUCACUGGGUGUGAAGAAGUUGAAGGAUUAGCAAGGAGCGGAAGAACGUGAAGGCCGCGAUAUGGU
Saitoella complicata NRRL Y-17804 is the source of this 2711-nucleotide messenger RNA. RefSeq lists its product as uncharacterized. The transcript has a single exon. The coding region runs from base 173 to 2533 and encodes 786 amino acids. Lineage: Eukaryota; Fungi; Ascomycota; Saitoellomycetes; Saitoellales; Saitoellaceae. The record is from RefSeq and is a predicted model, not a curated record.